Molecule: messenger RNA, 5940 nt
Organism: Lethenteron reissneri (Far Eastern brook lamprey)
Lineage: Eukaryota; Metazoa; Chordata; Hyperoartia; Petromyzontiformes; Petromyzontidae
Gene: GOLM2
Product: golgi membrane protein 2
Source: RefSeq, a predicted model, not a curated record
CUGCCGCUAAGUUUGUGCAGAAGUCGCUCUCCGCGCGUGCGAUGGCGCCUCCGGGAAUAUUUUGGUCAAAGGCUCAAACCUAAAUAUUUUCUCUCCUUCUUCGAACUCGUGCCGAAGCCCGAGGUUAGUAGGUGAACACGAAUGUACGGGGGAACGAGGGCGAGUGAGCGAGGGAGGAGGAGGAGGCUACAGCAAGGGCCGGGCCUAAGCCAACAGAGGGCGGAGAGAGGCGAGGCGCCCACUGGGGGAGCCCUGAGCCAAGCCGCUUCAUCUUCCGCCUCCGCUAUUGUUUAUGGUUCCAUUACAGAAGCUGGUCCACCACCAUCAAUUUUCACCACCAACAACAACAGCAGCAGCAGCAGCAACACUCCCGACAUCAACAACAACGACAACAACAACAGCAGCAGGGAGAAGCUGGUGUAUCAACUCAAGUGUCUCCAUCUUCGUCUGUCAGCGAGCGAGCGAGCGAAGCGUUAAAGUUCUGCAAGAAGGUGUUUACAGCCUGACAGUACAACAAUGAUGGGCUUCGGCGGGACGCGACGUGGGGGCCGCGCGCCCCCUCUGGUCCUGGCCGCCCUGCUGGUGGUGUCCACCGUGCUGGCCUUCAACUACUGGAUCGUGUCUGGCCGCAACAACCACCUGACCGAGGAGCUGGAACAGUUGGGCAUGGAGAAGCACCGGCUCGAGGCGGCCAAGGUGCGUGUGGAGAAACGCACGGCCGAGCUCUCGGGCCAGGUGGAGAACCACCGCGUGGAGGUGCAGAGCAAGAAGGACGAACUCAUGCAAGCCGGCAGCCUGCUCAGGGACAAAGAGCGAGAACUCCACCAGUGCAUGGGAGAGAAGAGUCUAAUGGCAAGGAACAUUUCUGACACGCAAGUUUCAUUUAAAAAAAUUCAAGGCGAAUUUGUUGAGCUGCAGAGAGAGUACAUCAGAUUACAGGGAGAAAUGGAUGCAUACAAACGGAACUCCUCUUCACUCCAGCAAAGACUGGAAUAUAACAGCUUUCAGUGUAACCAGCAGCUGACUUCCCUGAAAGAUCAGUAUGAAGAAAAACUGGAAGCUCUCAAGAAAGAAAACAGCAAACUCAAGGCAGAAGCAGUGGAAAAGAAAGAAAGAGAUAUUCCACCGAAGGCACCUGAGAAAGAAAAAGUGAAUGCUGCAAAGCCAGAGCAGAAUGUAGGUGAAAAGGUGAAGGUUGAAAAACUAGAGACGAACGACAUCCCAGCAGAGCAGGCAAAUGUGUCACCUGAUGGUGAGCAGGGAAAACUGGAAAAGAAAGAAGGGGAUGCAGGGAUGCCAGACAUUGUAGAAGAAACAGAGAACAAGAAGAAACCCGAUGAUGAUGAACAGAAGGCCGUUGUUGAGGAACCUGAUAAGAAAAAGGAAGACACUGUUAAUGAUGGCAAAGUCGUAAAAGUAACAUCACCCAAGCAGAAUAAACCUCCACGUGUAACCGAGAGCAAAAAAGCACCAAAAGUUGUAAUCGGGAAUCCAGGUCCUGCGCCAAAGGGUGGGAAGACAACCGUAGUUAUGAUGGUGCCCCCCAAGGAGGAGGACAAGAUUGAGCAAGGUCUGGAACAGGUGGAGAAAGCCGAUGAAGCCGAGGAUCACGAGCCUGGCAAGCCGGGAAAAUCCGGCCGCCUCUCCCGCGAAUCGGUGGCUGGGGCGGCCGGGGCUCCUGCGCGGUCGGGGCCUAGUCAGGCAGACCCAGCGCAGGCCAGUAGAGCCGACUACGAGGGCGACGGGGGUAAUGUGGGUGAGUACGAGGCAGACAAGCAGGCUGAGCUGGCCUACAAUGAGGAGGAGGACGGGGACGGAGGGGAGGAUGACAACCAAGGUGAGCGGGGUUGGCAGCCCCGUGCAGGGAAACCCAAGGAUGACGAAGAUGGGGCCAUGGGUGCGGAUCGUAACCCAGGUUAUGCAAACAGGCCUGACGCUCCAGCCGACAAUGACUUUUGAAACACGGUGACGAAAAAGGGCGAUUACACUGUUGAGACGGGAAAACUAAAAUAAUCUACUAGUUUUUUCUAACACUUUUGUUUUAUCUAAAACUUUGGGGGUGUCUUUUGGGUUUGUAAUUGCAAAGAAACGUUGUGGUUCAAUAGCGGAAUGGGUUAAAUAGAGUAUAUAAGUUAUAUUUUUAAAAGUAAAAACUGGUAACUGUUGAUCUCAAAAGGUUCCACUGGGUUAUGAUCAUUAUUGUAGGUCUGAAAAGCAGAUCCCAUGUUUACAUAUUAGCAGAUGUAUAAUUGCAUGUGGCUUUAACGCCAUGGUACACAUAUAUUUUUACAAAUGUGCUGGUAGUUUAACGUUGGGUAAUGUGCCACAAAAAAAACAACUUAUUUACCAAUAUAAAAGAAAGGCCAACUAACGUUUUUUUAAUGUAAAAAAGUAGGCACAGACCACAUGUCUGGCAACAUCUAGUCUUAGCCAGGGACUCACAAAUCAACAUUUGAAUUGAAUUCCAAAGGGAAUGCAACACAGGGUUGCAAUGUAAGUGGCAGUCUAACUUCCUGCACUUUUGGGAGAUAAUGCAAUACAUCUUGAUUUAAAGCUUUCGUGACUGCAGGAAUUCAUAACUCUUGGGUCUUUCGGUAAAGUCGCGUAAAUAAAAAAUAAUAGAUCACGACGUUUCGAUUGCAACAAGUGAUCGAAAUGUCGUGAUCUAUUAUUUUUACGAUUGCUUGUGUUGCGAUGGAAACGUUGUGAUCUAUUGUUAUGUAUUUACAUGACUUAACUGAUAGACCCAAGAGUAUGAAUGCAAUACAUUUUCAGUUGAUUCACAAUUUAGGUAAAUCUACAGGUCCAUAUGUAUUGCUUUACACACAGAAAUUGGACGUUUUUAAAAAUGUCAACGUGGUUUCAUGUUUUAUUACAUUCAGAUAUGUAAAAACCCUUUAACGUUACAGCAGAAAAUAUUAGUGAACAAGUACUCUUUUUCCAAGUUUUGUUGUCAACAAUUAAAGGGUGGGAAAAGGCCCGAAAUUUUUGGGAGAAAAAUAAUUAUGUGGUUAUUGCCGCCAUGUGCAUUUCUAUUUGUUUGCAAAUUAUAAAUAUUUAUAUUGGCAUCUGAGACAACACAAUGCGUUGUAAACUGAUCCAUUGACUUAUUUGUUAAAGCCUCUUUUCUAUGAAAACAUUGAUGGGGCACUCUGGGCAGCCAUAUUGUAUAUAAGCAACAUUAAAAAAUUCAUUACCCUCUAAUCCAUCAACUGCGCUAUGGUUUUAACUAAUUGACAGAUAAUUCACUGGUGUACAGAACUCGGUGUUUAACACAGACAGGUAUUUUUUGUAAAGCAAACCUAAGUUUUGUUGGUCUUCACAAAAAGAAAACAACGGAUGCACAGAGAGCACUUUUGUUAUGAUUUUUUACAGCACUCCUUUGAUGUUGCCAAACGUUUAUUCCGCAUACGUCUCUAUGAUGGUAAAUCCACAUGGUGUGAUCAGUCAAAGCCCUGUCAUCAGUUUUACUCCUUGGGGUUUAAGAUCCGUAAAAGAAUACAUUUCCUUCCAAAUGUCUGCUUCUUCAAACACAAACUGUUUGGUGCAGUUUGUGUGUACGGUUUUCAUUGACAGUGACAAAGUGGAAAAAUUGGCCAAAUUGUAGCAUAUCUUUGAAUCACAGUACAUGGUUAAUGUCCGCAUAUGUUUUGUCUGUGGCCUGUAGCAUGUUAUUAUAAUAUAGCUUGCUGUUAUCUUUUGGAAAACGUUACAUUACAAGUGGGCUCUAAAUGACGAUUAUAUCUAAAUUUGGUGUAUUUCCAUAAUUGCAGCCAUUGUAAACAUUUGCAUCUCAAGGCGAUUAAAGCCGCUGCUGGGUUUGGCAACACCAGGUGUUGUCAUAGCUACAGUAAACAAGCUUGUGGUCAGGUUAUUGCAUGGGUUACACCCUUUUUGAAGAAUAAUAUACAUUUUGUAAAACUGAUUUGUUCCACCCGAAUGUAUUCGCAUGUCUGGUUCCCACUUAGUUUAGUUAAGUAUUGGCCACGAUGUUACAUGGCCACGGUGUCCAAGAAAGACAACCUGCAUCAAUUACGGAAUGAAGCACGUUGCUCGUGCGGCUAAUGUGACUUUGUUUAAUAAAACUACAAUGGGUGGGCUUGAGGCACAAAUUAGCCUUCCAAUUUUGUCCAAUUUCAGAUGGUGAAGAGAGAUGAAUUUGAACUUUGAUGACUGGGAAAGUGUUUGUGGCAUUCUUUAAAUGUAAUCAGGGGUAAAAUGAAAACCUAUGAGUUGGUCCAUUUAAACGUUUUUUUUAACACCAAUUCCACAUGUUUAUCGAUAGUAAUGUAUUCUAGUCAAUAUUUAAGGUUGAGUGUUGUUGGCUUGAAAAGUACAAGUUGUGUGAUGGCCUCUAAAACUCUGAGGCAGAGCAAUAUUUUGGGCUUGUUGCUGACAGGUUGCUAUUCAGCGAUUCACCAAGGCAUACGCAGUUGCAAGCAAAUAAUGUAAUUAUGUAAAAGCAUCCUUAUUUAUAUUGUCUGUAUUUAUAGACCUUUAUGUACUGAUGCAUGCGCCAUGAUCCACAAAUGGAGCCAUUUUGUCACAACAGAUUGCAGAUUGUUCCUGCAUUCGCCUCCUAUUCAUGGGCAGAGUUAACCAAGAAACCUGCCAUGAUGGACUGUAAUUGUAUAAGCAUUGGACACAUUGACAAGUGCAAUUGAUCACCCCCUCCAGUUCAUUCGUUUCAUGCCCAUCAUAACAAAUUCGAUCAAUAACGAUCAUUUUAGGCAUAGUCCCACGCACUGUCAGUAUUGGUGCUUAAAUUAUCAGGUGUGCACUGUUCCUCUAACAAACUCCGCUGGAGCAGAUGAGUGAGGCAUCGUCUGCUCUUUGAACACCAGUUGGUGUUGUUGGCCUGGUCGAGAUAGCCCAGGGGUGGCCAACCAAAAUAACAAGAAGAGCCAUUUGUUUUCUAAUUCGGUAAAAAGCUCACUAUUUUAAGAGCUGCAAUGCAUGUGGAUACAAGACGGUCCAGAAUAAAUAACGUCAGGAAGCAAUCCUUAAAGAGCCGCAUCUGGCUCCGAAGCAGCAGGUUGCCUACCCCUGGGCCAGACGGAGAACGACCCCCCCCCCCCCCCCCCCACGUUGGUUUGCUGUGUGGCAGCUGCCACCCUGUAUGGAUACGGUCUCGGCAUCGCCACGAUACCCGUGGUUUUCUUGACCCUGGUGGAAAUGUCUCCACUAACUGCAGUUUCAUCUUAGCAUCUGCCGAUGACACUCGUUGUGGAAGCAUUCCACAGUUGGAACCACAUGCUCUCUGGAGAUUAACUGAUGUGUUUUAUUGGUGGUAAUACAAUCACACAGAUUAAAAUGUAUGAAAUUGGGUAGUGAGAGACUGGUAAACGACCACCAAUGCUUCAUUGCUGCUUUGGGAGAGGCGUUCAUGUCAUGCUCUGAGAGUUGGGAUUUUGUUUUAAUAUCUUGUAAUAACGUCGACGUGGUCGAGGGAAAAACAACUCAGCUUGAAGGCUUAACCGUUGUAAAACUAUGUGAUUAAGACUGAUUAAGUAUGCCACCUGGCUUGCAUGUGUGUAUGCAUUUUGGUAGUAGCAUUUUAAUACCGAUAUUGCUUUGUGACACUUGUAGUACGUACUGUAUUGCCAUUUAUCGCAGCUUGUUUAUGGACCAACAUUUUUGCCUCGCUACAAAAGGGUGUGUAUAUUUGUUGCAAAAAAAUUAAAAUGUCUUGAGAUAUUUUAGUAAUAUUUAUAGAUGUGUAUAGGAAAAUGGUUAAUGUUUUUUUUAAACCCAAAUGUGAAAAUGGUAAUUAUUUUUAAGGUUCAUUGUCUUCAGGAUAUGUAAUUCCUGUCAUGUGCAUCUGUCCACAUGUUACAGCAUUCGCAGAACAUGUUGCUUGUUUUUGUGGGGUGACAAGGGUUCAUGUUUUUUGUUUCUCUGCAGUACCCUAAAUUAAAGUUGAUUACUCCAUGGCUAUAA